UCUGGGAAAGGUGUAGCACAGUCCAGCGGUGUACUCUGGAGAACUCUGCUCGGUCUACCUCCAGCGUCCAGGAUCCAGGAACCAAGAGAGCCGGUACAUCGGAUCUCGGGUCUUCAGGGUCCUCUCUCAGCCCCGCCUUUUAGGCGUGACAGUUACCGAAGCCUCAAUGGGGGUUGGAACUUCCAGAUCAAAGCUGGAAUGGCUACCCACUACAGCUUUCAGAGGACCCCCAGCAAGUGCUCUUAACCAUUAAGCCAUCUCUACAGUCUGUUGGGCAUCUUGUCUUUGAAUGGAUUAAGUUUUGUGCAGGCCUAGUUCCUUUAAUACUCACUUAUUUUAAUUGUGGGGUGUGUGUAGCGUGGGUGUGCAUACACAGACACACAUACAGGUAUAGAGUCAGGAAAACCCAUGGGGUUCCAGGAAUCAACUUGGAAUUUCAGGCUUGGUGGUAAGCAGCCUUAUGCAGCACUGAGCAAUCUCAUUGGCCUGAGGUCUCGUUUGUUUCUGUCACAACUUCUAAUGUGGCCUUCAAGUGUCAAGAGGUGUUGCUGUGGCCCACCUCCAUCUCCUCACUUGGAAAUGGGUUCCCCUGAUUGCCUGGUCACUUGCAGUCAGCUCCUGGUGCACGCCUACUGCCCCCAACAGUUUAGUCAGUGCCCUGCACUCCUGACAUGACAUCUUGGCAGCUCUGCCCUGUGGCUCAGGAGUGCUUAUCAGAGCCUGUGACUCCUGCCCAGAAACCUGGUGAUUCCAACUCCUCUGGGCUCUCAGCCUAGCAGUGAGUCUGCCUUGAAGCCCUUUCUUUGGGAGCAUCCUGGAGCCAGGUCUGCAAGGUCUCCGGAGAGAACAUCAGAGGCUCGAGACUUCAGCAGUAAGCUAGACAAUCACUUUGGUUGGAAGCAAAAUUGCUAACAUUUAUAGAGCACUUAAUUGUGUGUGCCAGCCUUUGAGCAUUUUAUAAACACUGACCUCCUAAACGCUCCAAUCAGCACCCGGAGAAAAUUAUUUUACUGUAAGUGGGGACGGGAAGACUCUAGAGAGUUUGGUAACCUGCCCUGGCCCCCUCGCAUCUGGGGUGGUCACCUUAAACUCUAGGCUUAAAACUACUGACCAUCACCACUGAACCUGGUAUGGUGGUGUGUACCUUUAAUCCCAGCACUCAGAAGUCAUAGACAGGCAGAUCUCUGAGUUUGAGGCCACACUAGUCUAUAAAGCAAGUUCCAGGACAAAGAGAAACCCAGAUUCCAAAAAGCAAAACAACAAUAAAAAGUAUGGACCACAAGCCCAUAGGAUCUCCAAAUGCUGCAGGAGAGACUUUGGGGAGAUCAGUAAAGAAAUGGAUAUGAACAUGAACAGGGAAGGGCAGAGACAGCAUAGGACCCAGUCUUAGCUCUUCAGAAAAUGCUAGCACUCUACUCUGCCUGCUAGGAUUGGCAGGCAGCUGCUGCCCCCUCUCCGGGGGUGGGGUGGGGGGGUUACUCCAGGACCUGGAGGAUCAGAGCUGGGGAUGCAGCCAGAUCAGGAGAUGCUCCAUCAGUGACUUCCCAGAGCUGGGACCCAGCCCAUGCAGCUGGUUAAAUCCAGGUGGCCUCAAAGAGAUCUCCCCGCCCCCCACCCCCACAUACCCCUUUCUCCCUGAGGGCCUCUCCCUCAUAAGUGCUGAGCCCAAGGGCCUGACUAUCCCCAUGGGCGGAGAAAAGAGGGCUCUUCCCAGUCCAGUAAUAGACCCAGAAGAUUCCAGGAGAUGAGUGUGACGGCUGUCCUGAGCCCUGGGCCAACUGAUGUCCAGGUUAGGGCAGCGCUGGGGCUCGGAUCCCAGCCUGGAAGGUUGGACUCCGCGUCGACCCCUCUCUAGCUCUUCUGCCACUCACUGGCCAGGACAAGCCAGGAUUGGGGAGCCCAGAGGGUGCAGGUAAAGGGCUGAGUGCAAGGCGGGUGACAGCGAGAGCCGGUGGCGAGGGUGCGGCACGUAGGAGACUAGAAGACGUAGCUGUGGUAGGGUUAAGCGCCCGGGGAGGGGGCUUUUGAGGGUGGGAAAGGGGGGGGUGUCCCAGCCUGAAGGCCAACCGCUCGGUCCCCCGGCUGCCACCACUUCCGUGACCCAGCCCGUACCCGCGCGAGGCGGCGCGGGAGACCUGGCCGCAGCCAAAGCCGCAGCCGCAGAGGGGGCAGACAGUAAGUGAGGAGCAGGCGCGGGAACGUGGGCUGGAUAUCGGGGCCGGGAGCUGGGAGGCGACCGGCAGAACGGGACACCCACCUCCCGCGCGUGGAUGCCCUCCUCGAGUGGUGUGACGGUGCGUCCCGUCGCGGGUCACGCUCGGAGGCGUCGGCUGACUACUGCUCCCCAGGAGCUCCCUGCUCCUCCUUCCCAGGCAGGAAGCGGAGCCGGACCUGCCUCUGGAAGGGCCAUGCGCAGCACCACACUCCUGGCCCUGUUGGCACUGGUGCUGCUUUACUUGGUAUCCGGGGCUCUAGUGUUCCAGGCUCUAGAGCAGCCUUAUGAGCAGCAGGUUCAGAAGAAGCUGGAGGAUGGCCGAGACAAGUUUCUGAAGGACUAUCCAUGUGUGAGCCAAGAGAACCUGACGAAAUUCAUCAAGCUCGUGGCUGAAGCCCUGGGAGGGGGUGCAAAUCCAGACACCAGCUGGACCAAUAGCAGCAACCACUCAUCAGCUUGGAACCUGGGCAGCGCCUUCUUUUUCUCGGGCACCAUCAUCACUACCAUCGGCUAUGGCAAUACAGCCUUACAGACAGACGCCGGGCGUCUCUUUUGUAUCUUCUAUGCACUGGUGGGGAUCCCGCUGUUCGGGAUGCUGCUGGCGGGGGUCGGGGACCGGCUGGGCUCCUCUCUGCGCCGGGGCAUCGGUCACAUCGAAGCAAUCUUCUUGAAGUGGCACGUGCCACCCGGGCUGGUGAGAAUGCUGUCGGCGGUGCUCUUUCUGCUGAUUGGCUGCCUGCUCUUUGUCCUAACUCCUACCUUCGUGUUCUCCUAUAUGGAGAGCUGGAGCAAGCUGGAAGCUAUCUACUUUGUCAUAGUGACACUCACCACCGUGGGCUUUGGCGAUUAUGUGCCCGGCACUGACCCCGGGCAGAACUCAGCUUACCAACCUCUGGCGUGGUUCUGGAUCUUGUUUGGCCUAGCCUACUUCGCCUCGGUGCUCACCACCAUCGGCAACUGGUUGCGAGCGGUGUCUCGCCGCACGCGGGCAGAGAUGGGUGGCCUCACGGCGCAGGCUGCUAGCUGGACCGGGACAGUGACAGCACGAGUGACCCAGAGAGCCGGGCCCAGCGCCCCGCCACCAGAGAAGGAGCAACCGCUCCUGCCCUCUUCCCUGCCAGCGCCACCUGGUGCUGCUGAGCCAGCCUGCAGGCCGGGGUCCCCUGUGCCCCCAAAGAAGGCCGAGACACCUUCCCCGCCCACGGCCUCGGCUCUGGAUUACCCCAGUGAGAACCUGGCCUUCAUCGACGAGUCCUCAGACACGCAGAGUGAACGUGGCUGCUCCCUGCCUCGAGCGCCUCGGGGUCGCCGCCGUCCCAAUCCCCCCAAGAAGCCCUCGAGACCCCGGGGUCCUGCGCGUCUCCGAGACAAAGCUGUGCCUGUGUAGGGGCCGGAUCCCUGACCCGGGACCCCCCGCCAGUGGCUCCGUUCCUGCUGAUGCCCAGGCAUGUUUGGCUUAUUUGACCAAAGAGCCCUCUUUUGUUCAACGCGAUCGUAACCCUGGGAGGAGUUCAAGGGUUGCCAAAUGGCACCGCUCUUCCCCGGUUGGUUCCUCACACCCAACCAUUUCCAAAUUCCACCAUCCAAAGCUUUCUGUCUCGCUGUCCUGGCCCGGCUUGUCCCUCACACCUCACGACUGUGCCUCAAAACCUGCAUCAAUAAACAAAAAGUCUGCACCACCGAGUGAGUGCUCCUGGGACCCGA
Molecule: messenger RNA, 3919 nt
Organism: Peromyscus californicus insignis
Lineage: Eukaryota; Metazoa; Chordata; Mammalia; Rodentia; Cricetidae
Gene: Kcnk4
Product: potassium two pore domain channel subfamily K member 4
Exons: 7
Coding region: 2271-3602 (443 amino acids)
Biological process (GO): stabilization of membrane potential; potassium ion transmembrane transport
Cellular component (GO): membrane
Molecular function (GO): potassium ion leak channel activity
Source: RefSeq, a predicted model, not a curated record